This is a messenger RNA of Babesia ovata, 1293 nucleotides long. RefSeq lists its product as uncharacterized. The transcript is spliced from 2 exons. Bases 1 to 1293 code for a protein of 430 amino acids. The record is from RefSeq and is a predicted model, not a curated record. Lineage: Eukaryota; Apicomplexa; Aconoidasida; Piroplasmida; Babesiidae.
AUGCCGCCUAACUCUCUCGCAGAGUGUACGGCUGCAUCGUACAAGCUCAUUGCCAAUCUCUUGGUGCGCGGGAGGAAGACAUUGGCGGUAUGUGUUAGUCUCCGCUUAAGUGCUAUCGGAUUUCAGGGUUCUAACACCACCACCUUCCUGCAAGACCUUGAGCGGUCGCUCCCUAACCACUAUUGGGACCUCAAACCCGACCACAUAUCAGUGCUUCUAUUCGCGGCGACGCGGUCUUCGUCCAGGGCCGUGCCUACAAUACGCUCACUAUGCUCCAGGUUGUCUACCAUCUGCGACACUUCGGGAAAAGAUGCGUUUGAUCGAGAGAUUGCGGCAGCGCCAUCUUUGCCACCGCUGGAUCUGGAAAAUCUAGUGGUCGUUGCGUCCUGCAUAAACCGUUUCUCACGCCGUGAGUUUGACGAUGUGCAGUUGAGAGCCAUAGUAAAGACAUUGCAACCCGCAUUGAUUCACUGGAUAGAGGACGGCAACAAAUGCAUCUCCGCCACCACAGAACCACUGCAGAAGCGCCUUCCACCCGAACACUACGCAAAACUGUGCACCGGGUUUAUUUGCCUGGGCAGAAUCGUACACCGCCUCACAAGUAGCGAGUCGAACAAAGAAAACGGCGCCUAUUUGCAACAACUAUGCGAAUCUCACGCACAUUUGCUAGAGAGGGUUCUUCACUCUUGCUCCGAUGAGGUAGCUGCGUACAAAGCACAAUCGCCCGCACAAAUGCGCGACCCACCUGUUGAAGAGGCGUAUGAGCCAUACAUCGGAUUCAGUCUCCCCGUCAUAGAAGAACUAAUGGCUUUCGGUUACCCGACGGCUGCAGUCACGGCUGCUUACUGGAAGGUUUUUGGUGCAAUCGAUGUUCGAUGUAUCAGUAACGUGGAGACCCUGGUUCGAACAUUCGGCAUGCUCGACCCAACAAAGGUGGCAUUCGACGUUGGAAAUUCUACCGCCAAGAAGCUGCUGGACGUGAUUGCCACCCGUGACCUGAGUGACCUAGGUAACGAGCAACUUUAUCGCAUAGUGGUCACCUGUAGCGAGCUGGAGUUGCAGCAUCAGGCUGCUCUAGACGCAGUGGGAGAUGCAUUUUUGCAGCGUUCGCACCAGCUUCCGGAUAUGACAAGGGUGGUGGAUCUACUCCAGCGCUUCAGGACACUUUCUUACCACAAUGCAGCGCUUCUGGAGAUGUUGGUGCGACACGUGCACAACAAGGGCACGGCGACGCCUUCACAAAUUCUUUCCGUGGUGGAAUCAUGCGUGAGUUUUAUUAAAGCAGAUGUAUGA